AUGGUCAUGUAUGAUCAGGCUAGCGUAGACUAUCAGACAUCUUGGGCAAAUAUCGUCAACUUCCAAGCAAAGCUUAUGCGAAAGGAGAGGGCGUGGGCGAAUAGCUUCAAGCAGGGCAAGGCUACACAUAACCGAGCGCAUUGGAACCAGACCGUGAAUGAGCAGGCCGUCGAGACUCAGGUCGAUCAUGCGAUGAUAAUUGAGUACGAUCGAUUGCGAAAGAGCAUGGCUCAUUCGACACCAUUGGUAAAUGUACCUGUCAAAACUGAGACGCCUCUACCACUCAUUCCUGAGCCAGUGUCGGCGAAGAAGAAGAAGAAGAAGAAGAAGAAGAAGAAGAAGAAGAAGAAGAAGAAGCCAGCCAAGGAGCAAAAUCCCAUGCCACAGUCACAAGCCCCAGUAGCCCCGUCUGUCGCGGCUCAGGCAGUGCCAGUGAUUACCGCCAAGCCAGCCACGAUCAAGCACCCGGCGGACAAGGUCAAGGUUCCAAAGUACCCCUUCGAUGACAUCGAGGACUUCGACACCCAUCCAGUUACCGGUCUUUACAAAUGCAUGCACGAGUUCGAGACUGAAAAGUCUUGUUGUAAAGAAGGGUUGGACAGAGCAAGAAUGAAGCAAUCGAUCCUAAGAAGUAUCACGACGUGGAAGUCAAAAGUUGAGAUCUUGAUCGAAAAAGGCGAUUUGCAUAAAAGUCAUAUGACCUGGACGAAAUACCAAAACGCGAGGCUAAGAGAAGAUCAGAAGGUGAUGGAAAGAAAGCGAGCAGAAGAGGAAGCAUGCGACGGAGGAAAUGAUGCAGAGCGAAGCGCCAAGGAGCAUAAUGAACAGGAGGAGCAGCUCUGGCAACAAGCGCCCCAUGAAGACAAUGCAGUUGCCGGACCUCCGUCUGUUCCAUCGCCCAUCUCACCCGAGCAGCAUGAUGUGCCAGCACCCGAACCAUCUCCAGAAGAAGUCGCCGCGGAGGCCGCAUUUCAAGAAGAGGUUGCCAGAGGGGCGAGGCAAUACGAGCGAGACUACAAAAUGUGUCGGCGUGUCGAGAGCAUGAAGAAGUGGCCCAACUGGCCACGCUUCGAUGAGUGGUGGGCUGCAAGGCAACUACAGGUCCAAUAUUCGCACCUUUUACAAGCGCAGAAACUCUUCUUGGAAGGUCCAGAGCCUUCUGGUAUCGCGGACAAGGGUCCAGCAUGGGUAAAGAAGAUCAAAGAGCCAUUACCGCUGCAAGUACAGGAGCCAGCCGGUGAAGAAAAUGCCAUUGAGCCAGACGACCCAAAUUUCGAUGAUCUGUUCGAGGACUACGGGUUGGAGCUCUAG
Alternaria atra is the source of this 1311-nucleotide messenger RNA. RefSeq lists its product as uncharacterized. The coding region runs from base 1 to 1311 and encodes 436 amino acids. The transcript is spliced from 2 exons. The record is from RefSeq and is a predicted model, not a curated record. NCBI's taxonomy places the organism in Eukaryota, Fungi, Ascomycota, Dothideomycetes, Pleosporales, Pleosporaceae.